UUGUGUUGGCGCUGGUUUUCCACCACGAUUACGUGUAAACAAACCAUUUUUACAGACUGAAAAUACAAAAAAGUUCGCGUUACAGUGUAAACAGUGUUAAAUAAAACAAAGUAAGACUUACGCAUGCAUGUGAUUUUAGUUGUUAUGCCGCGGUGACGAAAUUAUUGUAGUAGAACACCCCCUGCGCUGUUUAUAGUGACUUGGUAGAAAAGUUCGGUGGAAACUACCCUUAUGAAUAUAUGAGAGCAGGGGUGUUUGUUGGAAAAUUUGAACGUUGUUGAUUGUGCACCGGUUCUCAAGCAGAUAAUAAGUUACUGAUGAAUGGGAUCCACUUUAACCAAAUCUAGUCGUGUAAGUCCAAACCAGAAGGCUGAGGAUCAUCUAGAAAAUACGAGAGAAUCAGCUCAGAGGGAUGCUGACCGCGAACGUCGUUUGCGUGCCGACAGCGAGACCAGGGCAAAGCAGGCACUCCAAGAGGCUGCCCGCUGCAGGUCUAGGCUCAAAAUUCUCACCACCGAAUUCCAAAGAAUGGAAGAAACUGUUCGUGCAAUGCUCGCUUACAAAAAACAUGCUGAACAACUUCGACAAGAAAAAGCUGCAUUGACUUUAGCGUUUGAGAACCGCUGCCAACAAUAUCAAAGCACGAUAAGCCGUCUGAAUACGGAAAUAACAACUUUACGCCAGCAACUCGAACAAGCGGGCAGAGACAAUAAUCCCGAAGGAAUCCUCCAGGCGCACGCUGCGGCGUUGCAACGACAGGCCGAAGAGUCCAGAAAACAAUACGAGAGAUGUCUGGACGAUGUCGCUAAUCAGGUGGUUAGAGCUCUGUUGACACAAAAAGGUUUGAAGGAAGAAGUCAACUGCCUACACAGCAAGAUCCAGGAACUCGAAACGCAAAAUCAAGCUUUAGCAUCCAUGUUGGUCCAUCAGCUACGCAGUGACAGUCCCGAUAACACUCCUAACUUGGAAGCCUUCUCCAAGCAAUGCUUCCUUGACCAUAACCGACCAUGUUUUCUGGAGGACAAGAGGCAAAGAAACAGCAGCGACAGUUCGGUCGAUGCAUCAUCUCCGGUCUCCCUCACGAGUCUUAACGUCAAACACUGCAACUCCUUCAAUUCGGAGGUUUUGGAGGAAAGUCCUAGCGACAAUUGUGAUAACGAAAUAGUUUCUAGUGCCGAUAAAAGGCUGUCAGCGGAUACAGCUAAUAUUUUAGAUACACGACUGUCAUUAGAAGAUAAAAAACGCCAUCAAAUCCUAACGAAAUUAUGGACUGAACUAAAGGGUACCGAAGUUACCCCCAAAAGACUUUUAGAAGCUCUAAGUGCAGUAGAUUCCGCCUUGUGGGUACCUCCUAAACGACCCGUUUCCUUAAAUUUACACUUGCCCAUUUUGCACACGACAAAAUAUCGGAGAUCCAGACCCGUAUUAGCACAAUCAACAUCGAAAAGCGAAGAAGAAACGACGGGGAACGAGUCACCGGAGAGUGGGAAUAGAGAUGAAGGUUAUUCGACAAUGUCUUCCGACGUCCAAGCUGACGUCACCAGGGGAUCAGGAGAUGCAACUUUGCCAAGAAGAGGAUUAGAAGAUUUGAAAGAAGCUAGUGAUGAAACUGAUGUGUCCGACAAUAGGCUGUUGGUGAGCGAUAACAAGGAUCCUGAUAUAUUGUACAUUCCGCUGAAUCUUUUGAAUCUCAACCAAAGAAAUAGUUUUCCCCCAAGUAAAGAUAUCCUGCCUUUUCAACACAUAAUGCGAAGCUUCUCGGAUUCACACCUUUGCAUCAAAAUUACGACAGCACCCUCCCCAUGCUACACCUUCAGUUCGCCAAUCUCCAGUAGUCCGUCUAUUUUUUUAGUAGAUAUUACCGAAAAGUCAAUAAAUCCCUUGAGGAGGACGAGAGGAACAAGUACGUUAUGGGGCAACUCGACCAAUCUGGAAAUCUGCGCCGAAGACGCCAAGUCUCCUUUAUCUUGGUCAAGCGGUGCAGACGACCGCCUCGAAUGUACAGCGUGGGAUGCGGAAUACAUCCAACAUUGGUUGAAGCUGGACGAGACACGAUCCACGUUGCAGCAGCAACAUAGAGACAUGCUGGAACUGGAAUACGAUCGCGCCGAACUAGAGGACUGGAGUUUGAGUUUGUCUAACGACGAUCUAAGAGAACAGUGGAAGAAAAGUGAUGUGACUACUCCGGGGCAGAUAUCUAUAUCGACGUUGCCCAGUAUUCAGGAAAAUAAUGCGUUAGAGCUCGAAGAGGAUUCGAAUGAAUGUCUGUGGAAUAAUUCCAGCUACAUGAUGGACAAGGAAGGCAGGGAACUAGUGACUCUUCUGAUGGAUGGAAAAAAUGGCGAAAAACACUGGCCCUACGCCAUUUCACACAUUGCACAACAGCAACAAACUUCUCCUGAUAACAGUUGGUCGAGUGGAGCGUCUGAUUGUUGUAAUUCUCACGAACCUGAAACGUGUUCAAAGAGGUCUUCGGUGGCUAGUAGUGAUACGGGAGAAUUGCCCAAUAUAGGAACCGAUUUUACAAGGGAUUUUUAUAGGUUAGUGAAGUUUGAGAGCACUAAAAGUCUGGCCUCGACUUCGUCCAGAAGCUUGGGAGGAGCCUUAAGUGAAAACGGCGAUAACCGGGAAGCUACCUUACAAAAUGUCCUGACGUUCAUAGCUGAGCAACAGAAAUACGUCCAUUCCAGAGAACCUACGACGAGACCUUGCUCGGUAAACGAGUUGACCAAAGAAUUUAAUAUCGAAGCCCCACCACAACAUUUAGACGACAUUAAAAACAGCGACAGCGAUUACAGCAUACCCAAGAGCGAAUCAAAAUCCAGUGAUAACGAAAACUAUGUCACCUUGAAGCAGUUGUGCGAGGAGUAUUGUUUGAAGGAGAAAGAAAAGGAGGAGAGUAGUAAGUGCAGUGGAUUAAUAAAAGAAAAUAAAGAAUUCAUCGACGAAAACAUCAAGCACGCAAGCGAGGUCUGCUUAGUAACACCCAUCGACCAAGAAAGCGAAAACUGCUCCAACAUCAGCGAACACCCCGUAGAUAUAUGCAGCAGUGUCAGCGUGGAAAUAACUUCCAUCGAUUACCAAAGCUGCGUGCUUCAGGAAAGUGAUAAGGACAAAGAAAAAGGUGAUAGUGUAAUUAGCGACUUAACGAAAUCUAGUGAUACGACUAUUAGUGAUAUUUCUAUGAAUAAUUGUACUAGUGAAUCUUUGACUUCUAGUGUUAGUACGCCCGAUACGGUAGUUUCGAAGAUACCGCGAAGGAAGACGGCGUCCAGGAUUCCAGUUAGUCCUGCGAGGGUGAUAGCCGUUAAUAACAAUAAUAAGGAGAAUGUUAAGGAGACGAAGAUACCAAAGAGCAAAAUACCACAUAAGAGCAACAAACCAAAACAAAAGAAAAUAGUGCACGUGCAGCAAAACAACUCGCCGCAGCACAUAGUAACGUCGGAGAAACUACCUCAAAGCACGUCUGGCGUUCUGAGCCACAUAAUCGAAGGACCACCUCAUCGAGCAGUUAGUUUUCACGAACGAGCGACCUCUAAGGAUGUCAUCGACGAAUUGAACAGGAUGAUCAAGAGCGGAGAUGAAGUCAGUGUUAGCCAGGAGAACAGCGAAGGAACGAACAGUAAACUGGAUCAAGCGUGUAGACCUACGGGAUGGGUACAUGUUGAAAAGGAUAUUGACUUGGCUGAUCCGAAGGCAAGAGCCAAUCUGUUAGACGUGAUGAUGGCGUCAGUGUCGAGUGAUUCUUCUCCGACGUCUUCGUGUGGAGGUAGCGUGGCUAGUGAUUCGACGGAAGACCCUCCGGAUUAUGGACAUCUUCAUAGAAUACACAAAUAUCAUCGCCAGAAAAAAGCCAACGCCGCCAGGCCCGAACUGGCCGUCGUCAGGGCCGGACUGCCCCUCAACCGACCCACGAUCAUCGGCAGGCCCGACUUCUACGUGCGCUACGGCUCCAAGGAAAAGGAGGCCGUGGCCUCUUUCGACUUCCUGGACGAGUUGAGCACCACCAGCAGCUCGUUGAGCUGUUCAGUCGAAGAGACUCUAGACGAAGACGUCGACGAGGCUGCGCCAAAUGAAGAGUGCGUGAUCCAGUGUAAAAAUAGCGAGGUUUAGAUAUUUACAUUGAGUUUUGGAGAACUGUACCUUUCUUUCCAAUAAAUCAAUCAAUAUUUGAUUUAUUAUUUCAUUUUUAUUUAAUUUUAUAUUAUUUUUUUUAUUUCAAAUUUUACAAUAGAUCAGAUUUUUUGACUAUAUAUUAUUUUUGAAAUAAACACGUUAGUUUUAUUCUGUGUACUCGAAAUUUUGAUAAUACUGAAGGUGUAAUGUAUUUCGAUAAUAAAGACAAAGGACAAAUUAGAGCUAAAUAAUAAAUGGGAACAAUCUUCUUCUUCUUGUUGUGCAAAUGUCUCCUUUAGUGGAGGUUAGAGACUACAUUGGCAAAUCUGUCUAUGUCCAAUGCGGCUCUAAACAAAGAUGUUGAAUCAAGGCAGGUCCAGUCUCUGAUAUUUCUAAGCCAUGAAAUCUGGCGCCUACCGGGACCCCGUUUUUCUUCAAUCCUACCCUGGAUGAUCAGUUGCACGAGGCGGUACUUUUCGUUUCUCAAUAUGUGUCCCAGGGUAGCUAACUUUUCUAACUUUGAUGAAAUUUAACAGCUCUCUAUCUGUACCUAUUCUCCUCAGGUCAUGUUCGUUAUUGGUGUAGGUUGUCCAAGGUAUUUUCAAGAUUCUGAGUCCAAAGUCUUCUAACUUAUUCAUCAGCCUUAUGUUGAGUGUCAAGGUCUCUGUUCCAUACAAAAGUAUUGACCAUACAUAGCAAUGCAGAAAACGACAUCUAAGGCUGAUAUUAAUCCUACUGUUACAAAAUAAGCUUUUCAUUUUGAUAAAGUCUUGUCGGACUACCUCUAUUCUCGCUCUUACUUCUUGUUUACAAUCAAGUUGAUUGUUGAACCAGCAACCAAGAUAUUUGUAUUGGUUUCCAUAUUUAAGCUGUUGGUGGUUCACAUAUAUUGGAAGGGGCAAAUUUUUGUUCCUUGACAUUUUCAUAACUUUGGUUUUCGCAGUAUUGAUCUUCAUCCCCUUUCACAACUCUCAGUAACCCUAUUUAACAGUAUCUGGAGACUAUAUGGUCCAAAUCAGUCAUUAUUAAAGCAGUGUCAUCUGCAUAUCGGAUGUUAUUUGCUUUUUGACCGUUUAUCCUGAUUCCUUCUGAAGAGUGCGAUAAAGCGUUCGCAAAUAUUCCCUCAGAGUAGACGUUAAACAGUAUCGGUGAUAGCACGCAACCCUGUCAGACACCUCGCUGUAUUUCAAUUGGCCUUGACGUAUGUUAUCUCAUACUAAGUGAAAAUAAAUACAAAAAUUUGCAGAAAAGAAGCUACAGUUCUCUAAAACUUCCUAUUUAUUAAAUUUGUACUUUAUCGAACGAACUGAUAAUAGAAUUAUUACUAUAUGAAAGUGUUUGAUAACAUACUGAAUUAAAAUUUUGUUUCAUUUGCAAACGCUUGCCAAAAUCAAUCUCAUAUAUUAUAUAUGUGUACAUAAUAUCGUUUACUGUAUUAAAUACUUGAAGUAUACUCGUUUUAUUUCCUGUACUGAAUGUAAAUUUUUAUGAGUGUAGUAUUACUUAUUUAUUAUUAUUUUUUACUAUGUAAAAUCAACGUAUGAAAUUGAAAAUGCAGAAGAUAUCUAUUUUGGUAUCAUUAUCUCUUUUGCGUCAAAUUAUCUUUAUUUGCAUCAUUCAUUGGUUAUCUAUUUAGCGUAUUCUAAACUUCAAUCAAUUAUACAUCCAUAAGUCAUCAUCAUCAUUGGCUCUACAACUCAUGGUGGAUCUUGACCUGUUCUAGAAUUAGCUUCCAUUCCUUCCUAUUCUUUGCCUUGGUUUUCCAGUUUCGAAAUCUAUGAGUAGAAGUCUUUAAUAUGCAACUACCCGUCAACAACAUGUAUAAUUUUCAAAGUUCUAUGUAUCACGGACCUACCUUUUUCAUGUCACUUCCAACUUAAUGCGUUAGAGAGAAUUCGAUAAACUAUGACGCACUGAAGGAAGGAUUUGGUUUGAACUAUACGUCAGCUUCAUAAACAUUAUAACAAUGCACUAUUUUUUUACAAACUUUUCCCGAAAAUUAUACUGUUACAUAUUUAUUUAAAAAUAUAUAUUUUCUGUGUUCGUUAAGAGGAAAAUUACUAAUAGUCCACAAUACAUCGUCCUUUUUGGAAGAUGAUUACAAAAAUCUUAGUGUCUUAACUGCUUCGUUUGAGCGAGUCUACCACUUUCUGAAAAAUUUUAGAGUGCAGGUUGGACGCGUUUUGGCGUCCCGCGUCAUUAACAUAUUUACUUUGCCCGACUAACGAAACGCGGCUGUAAAUUUGUCGGACAAGAAAGCCACAAUAUUUAUUAAUUAAAUAUAAGUACAGUUGAACCUCGUUAACUCGGAUUAAUCGGGACCGCGGCCGAUCCGAGUUAUCGAAAAAAAUCCGGGUUAGCCAGAGAAAAUGGUAAAAAUUAAUAAAAUACGGUAUACUUACAGAUAUACUCCGUUAUAAUUGAAAUAACAUGAAAUAUAUGCACAGUACACAUCUAAAUUACGUAUCAAUUACGCCUUUAUCAGUUCUACCUAAUGCUUCUAGUUUCUUUUCAAUUGUCACUACUACAUUUUUACGUUUUUUUUUUCCAUUACGUAGACAAAAAACACGCAAACACACAAAAUCUGAAUAGAUUUACGAACGAUUACAGAACAGAAGCGAACAAUACGACUGUACUACACACAAUACGGUCUCAAUCGCAACGAUGUUAUGUUAUUUAAUAACAGUGAAGACUAAGACCAUUGUUUAAAAAAUAAUUUUUUUAAUAGUCUUUUAGUCUUUUUUAAACAAUGCUAAGACAGUUUGAAAUAAAUAAAGGAUACUAUAGGUGCCUGCUGUUUCCGAUAACAUGAAGUGUCGUGUGCCAUUUUCAGUCAGUUUUACAGCCAUAUCUCUCAAAUAUUAUAUUAUAUACAUUUUUAUUGUUGAAAUGUUUGUCUGAUAUAAAUCGGUCCGGGUCAGCCGGACUUCAGGAAUAUCGGGGGCCGACUUAUCGGGGUUCCACUGUACCUACUUUAAAUUGAAAAUUAAGAGUUUUGUAAUAACAAUACUACCCAGUUAGAGUGACAUCUUACGGGUGUCGGACUCUACGAUUUUGUUAUUAUAAAACUGUUAGUUUUCAAUGUAAGAUUUAUAUUUAAUUAAUAAAGAUUGUCGAUCUCUUGUCCGACGAAUUUACAGCCGCGUUUCGUUAGUCCGACAACGUAAAUAUGUUAAUGACACGGAACGCGGAAACGCGUCCAACCUGCACUCUAAAAUAUUUCAGAAAAUGGUAGACUCGCUCAAACGAAGCAGUUAAGACCAUUUUUAAGACUUUUGUAAUCAAUUAUUUUCCAAAAAAGGACGAUGUAUUGUGGACUAUAAUUUCAUACGUUGAUUAAAUCGAUACAAAUACGCCCAAUGUUAUUACCGUCAAGAUCCUAAGGGAUCUAAGAAAAGCGUCCUCUCCUACAGGGUGUUCAAGAGACAAAGAUGACGCCUCUAGAACGUUUUUUUCAUCUGCAACUUGAAUAUAUUUAUUCAUAUAUAGGUAUACGUUAAAUGUAUCUCCUAAUAAAUGUACUUACUAAAUAUUACUAACUUAAAAACACAAAGAUGUACAUUUCUUAUUGAAAAUUUAAGUUUAUUUAAUAAAUAUAUCAAACAUACAAA
Diabrotica virgifera virgifera (western corn rootworm) is the source of this 7727-nucleotide messenger RNA. RefSeq lists its product as uncharacterized. The transcript has 16 exons. The record is from RefSeq and is a predicted model, not a curated record. Lineage: Eukaryota; Metazoa; Arthropoda; Insecta; Coleoptera; Chrysomelidae. Bases 322 to 4113 code for a protein of 1263 amino acids.